UGCAUUGUAUGUAACCUUCAUCCUAAGACCUUAUGCCUGUUUCUGCUUGAAAUAGGCUCUUGUCCUUUGUACACGUUAGGGGAGGGAGAAAGAGAGUCAAAAAGCCAUCUUGGUGGUUGCAAAUGUGUGAUCAAAGACCUGAGCAUGAAUAUGUGUAUGCAUGAGGCUGAUGCACAUAGAGAAGAUGGGUAGGACUUUGAUUGUACAGGCAAGCCCUCCAUCUUGGCUUUUUUUUUUUAAACUCUCCUCCCCUUUUGACUAUCACUUCCUUCAUAGCAAUUUGCACACUCUAUAUCGUGUGAUCUUUUCUUUUCAUCUUGACUUUUAGAGGUAUCCUGUACUCCCAGUAACCUACGGAGACCCUUAAGGUUCUAUUUCUAGUGCUACCACUACUAAAGUGAAGGCAUUAGUAUUCUUUUCUCAAAGCUGGCCUUACUGCAGCUCUCCCAUAAUCGGGAGAUAAUAAAUGUUUCCAGCACAUGGGGAAUUUUUUUUGUAUGUUUUAGUCUGAAAUUUCUAUUUAGACUGUCUUUCCUCUCAUAUUCCAAUCACUCUCCUGUCCUGUACUUCAGUUUUAAUUUAAAUUUAACUUCUGCAUUUCCUAAUCUUUAGAAUUAUUCUAGGAUUUUUUUUUUAACCGGAUAAAUGAUAAGCCCAAAGUUAGUAUGCAGAACGAAGCUUGGAUUCAUAAACUUUCUCAGUAGAACAAACUUCCUUAAUCCAGACCUUCCUUCAAUCAUCCCACUUAUUCGAUAGUGGUAUUUUGGUUUGUAGACAGUUAUUGAAAACUGCUCAAAGUCAUUAAGGAAUGUACAAUAGCAAUUAUUGUGGAUACAGAAUAAUCUGGAAAUAUCCUGCAACCAGGCAUCUACCAAAAAAAGACAUUUCUUCAUACUUCAUACUGAAAGCUUGCAUUUUUCUAUACUCCAGAGACCAAGUGCAAAGGAUCUUUUCAUAAUCAAAUAAAAAUCUCCCAUGUUUCCUAUACUGCAUUACAUUACUAUUUGCAAUACAAAAAACGUUUGCACUGUACAUGGACAUAAUAGUUGCAGGACUUUUUUCGGAUACUUGAAAAUAGGCAUAUGUCAAUUAAGUUCCCAAAUAGAACCCAAAUGUUGUCCCACUAGUUACUCGAUGGGGCGCUGAAACCUUGUUUCACGCGCCUCAGAGGCCGGAAGGGGCGGCGCAAAUUACCAACUCCAUCAUAAUCCGUUUCGCUUUCUGUCUGGUCGCUCUUGUGUGGUGGGCCCGCCCUCUCCGGUUUCGUCUUCGGCGAUUUUGCCCUCGCAACCUCCCCUCCCCCCCGAAAAGCGCCAAGUAAACUUCACCUUCCCCCUCCCCUUUCUUAUUGGACAAGGAGGAGGCGGGCGAGAGGCGGGGUUAAGGGCCGGGCUCCCGCGGACCGGGCCGCGCAUGCACGAGAGUGAAACUGAGCGCCUGGACGGAGGUGACCGCAUAGUUGAGAUCUGCCGGCGUCCGCUGCUGCUGUUGCUGUUGUUUCUUCGGCCUCCGUCGGGGAUAGACGAGGGCCCGCCAUGCCGCCUCCGGGUCAAGUCCGUCUCCCAGACCUAGAUGCGGUGAAGCUCCGCGUCCGAAGCCUAAUCAGCACCCACUGGGUGAUGAUCUUCAGCAAGAGCUACUGCCCCUUCUGCAGGAAGGUGAAAGAUCUCUUUCAUUCUCUGGGAGUAGAAUAUAGUGCUCUGGAACUUGACAAGAUUGAUGAUGGACCAAGUAUCCAGGAAGUAUUGCUAGAAUUGACGAGCCAAAGGACUGUCCCCAAUGUGUUUAUAAAUGGAAACCAUAUUGGUGGAUGUGAUCAAACUUUUCAAGCUUACCACGAUGGUACAUUGCAGAAGCUUUUAGGGAAUGGAAAGGGUGAAGAGAUGGAAUCGUAUGAUUAUGACCUAAUUAUUAUUGGUGGUGGUUCUGGUGGACUUGCUUGUUCCAAGGAAGCUGCCACCUUGGGGAAGAAGGUCAUGGUCUUAGACUAUGUUGUGCCAACACCAUUGGGUACUACAUGGGGGCUUGGUGGUACUUGUGUAAACGUUGGUUGCAUUCCCAAAAAGUUGAUGCAUCAAGCAGCUUUAUUAGGUCAGGCACUUGAAGAUUCAAGAAAGUUUGGAUGGGAGUAUGAUCAGCAAGUUAAACACAAUUGGGAAACCAUGGUUGAAGGAAUUCAAAAUUACAUAGGGUCUUUGAAUUGGGGAUAUCGGGUGGCUUUACGUGAGAAGACUGUGACAUACCUCAAUGCAUAUGGAGAAUUUAUUGGACCACAUAAGAUCAAGGCAAUCAACAGAAAAGGACAAGAAACUUUCUACACAGCAGAGACAUUUGUUCUUGCUACUGGAGAAAGGCCGCGAUAUUUGGGCAUCCCCGGAGAUAAAGAAUAUUGUAUCACGAGUGAUGACCUCUUCUCCCUCCCCUAUUGCCCUGGAAGGACCUUAGUUGUGGGAGCCUCUUAUGUAGCUUUGGAAUGUGCAGGAUUUCUUGCUAGCCUUGGUUUGGAUGUCACCGUUAUGGUACGCUCAAUCCUUCUUCGUGGCUUUGAUCAAGAAAUGGCAGACAGAGCAGGUGCUUACAUGGAAACACAUGGAGUAAAAUUCAUCAGAAAGUUUGUUCCUAUUGAGGUUAUAAAGCUAGAAGAUGGUAUCCCUGGAAAACUCAAAGUAAUCGCAAAAUCCACUGAAGGAUCACAAGUGAUUGAAGGAGAAUAUAACACUGUUUUGAUAGCUGUUGGCCGUGAUGCUUGCACCAGGACUAUUGGCUUGGAUAAAAUUGGUGUGAAAAUGAAUGAAAAUAAUGGGAAAAUACCUGUGAAUGAUGAAGAACAAACCAAUGUACCUUAUGUCUAUGCGAUUGGGGACAUUUUGGAAGGAAAGCUGGAACUUACACCAGUUGCCAUACAGGCAGGCAAGCUAUUAGCUCGCAGACUUUUUGGAGGAAGUUCUGUAAAGUGUGAUUAUGUCAAUGUGCCAACUACAGUGUUUACACCUUUGGAAUAUGGUUGCUGUGGCUUACCAGAAGAAAAAGCUAUUGAACUAUUUGGUGAAGAAAAUAUAGAGGUAUAUCACACUUACUUCUGGCCACUUGAAUGGACAAUACCAAAUAGAGACAACAAUACCUGUUAUGCAAAAAUAAUCUGCAGUAAGCUUAACAAUAACCGUGUAAUAGGAUUACAUGUACUUGGACCGAAUGCUGGGGAAAUAACCCAAGGUUUUGGGGCAGCAAUGAAAUGUGGUAUCACAAAAGAAUUACUUGAUGAAACAAUUGGUAUACAUCCAACUUGUGCAGAGGUGUUCACUACAAUGGGAAUUACCAAAUCUUCAGGAAAAGAUAUCACUCAGAGUGGUUGCUGAGGUUAAACCCUGCUGUUUAAACUAUUUUCUGAUGGGCCACUAACCUAUUGAAAGUUUCAUAAUGCAUACCAAAUACACGGGUAAAUAAGUAAUAUGUGAUUGUAGUAUUUUAAUACUAGAGAUGAUGCAUUUUUGAACUUCUAUAAAAGAUGGUGGUCUUUGCCAGAAAUAGUAAAACAGCAGGGUGAACAUUAAUCCUGACAUAAUUAGAAUGGCACACAAGUGCAUUUUUGAAGUUAUGGCUCUGAACCUCAUCUGAAGGCGAGUCAUGACUGAUGAUUUCUAUGCAAGUUGGGAAAACCUAUUCGUCCAGUCAAACAAGUAGAAAAAUUUAUUCCAGAGAAACUUCUGAAUUGCACAGGUGGAAUUUUUUAGUUUCAGUGGUUUUGUAUGAACACUCAGGCACAGUUGAAUGUAUGGUUGAUAAAUUUUGCUAGCAUGCCCUGUUAACAUUGUUGAGAUACUAGUGCAUUUUGUUAAUUGUUAAUAUGAAUGCUGAGGUUUGUUUGCAUUUUUUAUAAAUAUUCCAGUUCAUUUAUUAGAAUCUGUUAAUGCAUUGCAUUCCCCUGGGCAUUAAAGUUCCAGUGACAUGAAAUAUGAUGUGUGUUUUUUGUAAAUGAAAUCCUUAUAAUUCUAGUCAUCAGAAAAAACAGUGCUAACACAUGAAAUUAUCUUUACAAGUUUUGGGGAACAGUUACUAUUUUGGCAUUUCCCUUUAAAAAAAUCUUCCAUCCCCCACAUAUAUUCUAAAAUAUUCCCAAAUAAAAUUGAAACCAUCUGCUUAUGUUUUCUGUUUGUGCAGUAAGCAAAUAAUUUCAGCCAUACAAUGAAUGUAUUUGGUUAGGUUGGUAGUUUAUAAGUACGUUGCCUCAACUUUGCCAUAGCAAUGACAAUUAGGCAUUGUGCUUUGUGAAAUUCCUAUUACAGUAAAUAGUUUUAAUCUGUGGAGAUCUCCUUGGCAAUCCUCUACUUGGGAUACUUUGAGGAGGAGUUAGGCCUUUGGUGUCCAAAUAUAUAUGUUUUAAAUGCUUCAAUUCAAAAAUUGUAUUGCAUAGAGAGUUUUAAACUAUGAUGCAUCAUGGAGAGAAGUCCAAUAAAUAAGCAAUGUUAUGUGUGUAAACUGUUAUAUUCAUUAAAAAAAGUGCAGCUUUUACUAAAAUAA
This is a messenger RNA of Crotalus tigris (Tiger rattlesnake), 4518 nucleotides long. It is a transcript of the gene TXNRD3, whose product is annotated as thioredoxin reductase 3. The transcript is spliced from 16 exons. NCBI's taxonomy places the organism in Eukaryota, Metazoa, Chordata, Lepidosauria, Squamata, Viperidae. Gene Ontology annotation, cellular component: cytosol; mitochondrion. Gene Ontology annotation, biological process: cellular response to oxidative stress; cell redox homeostasis; glutathione metabolic process. Bases 1536 to 3356 code for a protein of 606 amino acids. The record is from RefSeq and is a predicted model, not a curated record. Gene Ontology annotation, molecular function: flavin adenine dinucleotide binding; thioredoxin-disulfide reductase (NADPH) activity; glutathione-disulfide reductase (NADPH) activity.